GUUUGGCUGGUAAAUGGAGGAAAACCAAUCGGGAAAGUUUGUUCCUUUUCCGGGAAAGUAAAUUACUUGCACUCGGAAGUUUCUGUUUUUGAUUCACUGAAGAACACUGGCGUUUCCUUGUGGUGUUUUUAAUUUGGUUUCCAUGGAUGGGGAUUUUUGGGGUUGCGAGCUCGGCUGGUAAUUAAAUGCGAAAGCAAAGGGCAAUAAAGAAGAAAGAGAUUUUAGGUUGAGAAUCUGCGGGAGGCCAUGCCCUGUUGACGAAGUUCAGUAUCUUUUAGCUGAUAAAAACGUUCUGAGGGAUUGGUUCUCGAAGAUAAUAGCCCCUGCUGUCUCGAAGAAUUCCCCUUGUUACCCGAGAUUUAUGUCGUAAACGAUGAGAGCAGAUAGCGAGCUUGUUUUUGGUAACUCGGUUGAGUGUCUCGAAGGCGAUACCAAGCCUCAUCAACUCUCUGAAAACAAUUGGGAGGGCAAGGAACUGAAGAUCCUGAAAAACGGGAAAGGUAACGCACAUGCUUGUGAGUUGUUCUCUGACACGAAAGGCAAUAAAUUGGAUGGAGAAAAGGAUGGAAACUUGUCGGGACAUCGUUCUUCCGAGUGCUUAAGUGACAAGAUAAAGGAAGCUGGUGAUCCGGGAAAAGGGGAUUCUCUCGGGAAGGAAAGGUCGGUCUUCUAUAUGGACAAAAACGUUAUGGACUGCGACUUGCCUGAGAUAGUCGCUUGUUACGAGGAGAAGACUUGUCAUGUCGUGAAGGAUAUCUGUGUCGAUGAGGGUGUGCCUCUGCAGAAGUUCUUGUCCAAGAAGAUUGAUUCUGAUCAGUUUGGAUCAGAGGAUUCGAUGGAAGCAGAAGUAAAUGUGGAUGUUCUUACUGGCCCGAUGACGGGAAACUUGGAAUCUGAAUCUCUAGACAUUGGUCCCGUCAAAGCCGAAGAAGAUUCCGACUUUUGUAAUGCUUCUAUUUCUGGUUCCGAGAUCUUGACAGCAGACAAGAAGUCGGAAGGGGAAGUUAAGGAUGAUGCUAACUACACUAUAGUAAAGGAUAUGCCCGCAUUAGAUGCGCCCGGAAUCUCUCCGGAAAGCAACUCUGACAGACAUAUAGGUGGUCGGGGCGAGUCGGAGGAUUUGUCGGAGAUGGAAGAAGUUAAGACAGGAGGAAUCUCCGGUAAGGAAUCUUUAACUCUGGCAGAUGUUAUGUCAAUGGAGGAUGGCGAGAAGAAGCCUUUCAACCGCAAUUCCAAUGGACCCGAAGAACAAUCUUCUCAGGAGUCAAGGGGGAAGAGAAGCUCGGAAACUGCAACUCUUGCACCAGAGGUUGAUGAAAUGGAUGACUCGAAAACCGUCGAAGCAUUGUCAACUGUAAUGGCGGACGCAGAGGCUUACGAGACCGAGAAAGCGAAAAACGGCGAAGAAGAAACCAGCAGCUGCAUCGAGAACGCGGAAGUGACGGUUCAUUCCUUGGGUUCUACCUCCCGAGAAGCGACGAAAACCACGAGAACCGGCGAGCCUCAAAGGUCUGAAUCUGAGAGCUACGUUUCUCGACACAAGUUCACGCUAGAGGACCCUACGGAUCAUCCAUUCCCGAGCGGCAGCGGUAUUGGAGAGACGAGUUUCUCGGCGGCAGAGCCAGUUUCAGGGCAUAUAACCUACUCCGGUCCGAUCUCGUUUUCCGGUAGCCUCUCCGUUCGUUCUGAUGGAAGCACAACCAGUACACGCUCUUUCGCCUUCCCCGUAUUGCAAACGGAAUGGAACAGCAGCCCUGUAAGAAUGGCGAAAGCCGACAGAAGACAUCUCCGGAGCCAGAAGAGUUGGAAACAUUCACUUCUUUGCUGUCGAUUCUGAUCAAUUUCUUCUUCUUCUUCUUUUUUUUUUUAAAGAACUUAUAUCAGUUGCAGGGGAAGAGUUCUUAAUAAUUACAGAUACGAGGAAAAAAAUGUUUUUUUUUUUUAUAUUAAUUAUUAUAUUGGAGUAAAUAUUUUUGUGUAUGGGUACGGUGUGUAAUGGGCUAUUAUAUCAGGGCUCGUUUUGCAGUCAA
This is a messenger RNA of Tarenaya hassleriana, 2030 nucleotides long. RefSeq lists its product as uncharacterized. The transcript is spliced from 6 exons. NCBI's taxonomy places the organism in Eukaryota, Viridiplantae, Streptophyta, Magnoliopsida, Brassicales, Cleomaceae. Gene Ontology annotation, biological process: regulation of asymmetric cell division. The coding region runs from base 374 to 1837 and encodes 487 amino acids. The record is from RefSeq and is a predicted model, not a curated record.